Messenger RNA from Tripterygium wilfordii, 686 nucleotides. Its product is annotated as agamous-like MADS-box protein AGL62. The record is from RefSeq and is a predicted model, not a curated record. Gene Ontology annotation, biological process: regulation of transcription by RNA polymerase II. Gene Ontology annotation, molecular function: protein dimerization activity; DNA-binding transcription factor activity, RNA polymerase II-specific; RNA polymerase II cis-regulatory region sequence-specific DNA binding. The transcript is spliced from 2 exons. The coding region runs from base 43 to 594 and encodes 183 amino acids. Lineage: Eukaryota; Viridiplantae; Streptophyta; Magnoliopsida; Celastrales; Celastraceae.
GGUUCAAUAUUUCUUCCUUUUUCUUCCCAUAGUUAUCUAGUUAUGGAGAGAAACAAUAAGGGGCGUCAAAAGACAUUGAUAAAGAAGAUAGAGAACAAAAGAAAUCUCCAAGUGACCUUUUCCAAGCGCAAAGUUGGUCUCUUCAAAAAGGCUUCUGCACUUUCCAGUAAAUGUGGUGCUGAAGUUGCUAUCAUAGUGUUCUCUCCGGGGAACAAGGCCUUCUCAUUUGGCGGCCCUAAUGUUGAGUCUGUAGUUGAUCGUUACCUCGCCGAAAACCCUACCCCUACGGUAGAGAAUUCAGAGGCGCAGGUUGAGGAGCAACGCAUGAACGUUUGCAACCUUGACACUCACCUUACUCAGGUGCUGAAGGAUAUAGAAGAAGAGAAAAAGCGCAACGACGAGCUAAAAGAGAUUAGAAUCGCUAAGGAAGCUGAAUGCGGGUGGGAGAAACCUAUUGAAGAGCAGGGCAUGGCGGAACUUGAGAAAUUGAAGGUUGCUUUGGAGGAUCUGAAACUUAAAAUCGAAGAACAAGCUGGGAAUAUCAUGUCUUCACAAUUGUCCGCAACAAAUGCCGGUUCUGGACGUGAAUUUUAAUAGGAGGGGGUCAUGAUAAGUCAUAUGAGUGAAAUUUGGAGGGUAUUUGUGUUUUGCUUGUUUUUCAUUUGAUAUCUUUUACAGAAUAAUGU